Hordeum vulgare subsp. vulgare (domesticated barley) is the source of this 1289-nucleotide messenger RNA. RefSeq lists its product as uncharacterized. The record is from RefSeq and is a predicted model, not a curated record. The transcript has 6 exons. NCBI's taxonomy places the organism in Eukaryota, Viridiplantae, Streptophyta, Magnoliopsida, Poales, Poaceae. Bases 246 to 953 code for a protein of 235 amino acids.
GUUCUCCACUUCUAGUAAGAACAGAGGUACGAUAGAUAACCCCCGUCCCCGAAUUCAAAUCCGCCAAAUCUGGUAAUACGACCGCCACGCCGCUUUGCCUUCCCCGCCUCCCUCCCAAACCCAAAUCAUCCCCCCGUCCGCCUUCUUCGAAAUACCACCAUAUUAAACCAAGAGCAAGCGAAAUCUCAAAUCCCAAAUCCCACCUCUCGAAUUUAGCACAGGGCAAUCCAAAUCGCUCGGUUCUGAUGCCGAAGGCGCACGAGGAGGAGGUGCCGGCGGCGGGGGCGGACAGCGAGGAGCUCGAGCCGCUCUUCGACUACUCCCGCGUGCAGCCCACCAUCGACUUCUGCUUCGACGAUUCCGACCUCGAGAAGUCGGACAUCUUCGUCCACUGCAACAAGCGCCCCAAGGUGGCGGACGACGCAAACGCUGACGAGGGGGGUAAGGGUAACGAGAAGGGCGACACCGGCAUAAAGAAGGCCAUGGUGGUGAAUUUGGAUGAUGAGGAUUGGCUGGCUCCACCGCCGCUGAAGCCUGUGCUCAGCGCUGACGUAUGCAAGGAUAAAACGAUGCACGAGAGAUUAAAGAAACAAGAAGUACAGAAACUGGUUGAUGAUGAAUUUCAAAAGGUUGUUGAAAAUGUUAAGAAAGACAUGUUGGCCAAAAAGCCACCUGAACCUAUAGUUCUUGAUGAGCCAACUGAAACAGAGACUAAGAAAUCGAAAGAGAAGAUCUGCAUAAUGUUUCAGGAAAAGGAUGCAAGGCAGCAGUUCCGUGUGUCCAUGGAUGAGAAAUUUGACAAGCUUUUCAAGGUAUAUGCUAAGAAGGUCCAACUCAGCCCAUCUGAUCUGAUUUUCAUAUUCGAUGGUGACAAAAUAAACUCGGCUAGUACACUCCAGGACCUUGAGCUGGAGAACGGUGAUAUGAUUGAGGUGCGCCGUAAAUCCCACUGAAACCUAGGAGCUUAGCCUGGAGUUAUCUCAAUCUGUAAUUUUGGGCGUCCCUGAGUGGGGCAUUGUUUGGAGGUUGACCUGUUUUCUUUUGCGGUCAGCUGCUCAUAAGGUCAGCUCCACAUUUGCUAGUGUUAACUUCUUUUACAUGUUCAUGUCUAUGCCCAUAAUAGACAUACAAGACAUGCAAUUGUAUGUAAAACAUGCUUCUUUCCAGCCUCUUUGAUAGAUGCCCCCACCUUUACUGCUCUGUAUUUUGCAACGUGAGAUGGUUAGAAUUGUACUAUGAAGUAUGUGAGUGGUGUAUAUUAGUGUACAGAUGGCAUUUGCUUGGACCAA